Molecule: messenger RNA, 519 nt
Organism: Laccaria bicolor S238N-H82
Lineage: Eukaryota; Fungi; Basidiomycota; Agaricomycetes; Agaricales; Hydnangiaceae
Exons: 2
Coding region: 343-519 (58 amino acids)
Source: RefSeq, a predicted model, not a curated record
GGUAUCACUCACGAGCAGAUGAACGACGAAAUUGGCAAUAUAUGAUCUGCAACGGGCCCUUCCCAUCCCCAGCUCCCCUACCCAAAGAAAAGGCAAACACUCCCGGAAACACAAAUACGAGUUCUUUAUACCCCUUCACUAUUCGUUCCUCUGCAAAGGAUUCUGUCCCUAACCGCCUAAUCUUUGCUGUGCAACCACACCGCCCUGUUCCCUUACGACAAAUGGCCCCUGGCGAACGGACACUCGACGUUGAACAGAAAGAAGAUGUCAAAGAGUACGGGGAACUCGUUGAACUCCUUGACAUGACAGGAGGCCAUUGAGAAGUUUGGUGCGGAUGCGACAAUGUUGAGAUUGCUGGACGCUCGGGACACUCUGGAGGAUGCGAAUUUCGAGGAGAAGACAGUGAAUGCUAAUAUUUUUAAAGUGCAUCCUUCGUUGAGAUGGAAAUUGUUAACGACCAUGCUAACCUUUGAUAUGGUCCUCGAACUUACCUUGAACUUACCGCGACGAGGCCUUUGA